Culicoides brevitarsis is the source of this 4097-nucleotide messenger RNA. RefSeq lists its product as uncharacterized. The coding region runs from base 259 to 4011 and encodes 1250 amino acids. The transcript has 11 exons. The record is from RefSeq and is a predicted model, not a curated record. NCBI's taxonomy places the organism in Eukaryota, Metazoa, Arthropoda, Insecta, Diptera, Ceratopogonidae.
AAUAAAUAAAAAGACACGAAAAAAGUCAAACAAAAAUAAAACAAAAAAAAAUUAAGCAGAUAUGGAGCGCGUGGGCCUUCUUUUAACAUGACCUUGAUCAAAGCCGUGUGCAAAAUCUAUCUUCGAUCUUCGCAAAAUGAACACUUUGGCAAAAAAGCAACAGUAUUAAAAAAAAAAUCCUAAAUAUUUUUACACAAAACACAAAAAAUCACACAAAUUUAUCGAAUCAAAGAAAAUUCUUUUAAGAAAUAAGUUCAAAUGCCAGUAGUAGCAAGUAUGAAACAAAACACAAGUGAUACAGAUGCAAGCGUUCAACGAACGGAUUCACAACGGUCUCAAUCCAAUGGGCCUCGUGUGUCAUUCAAUAAAGAUGUUCAUGUCAAGAAAAUUGGACGUCGUUUGAGUGAUCCAUCCGAGGUUUCGUACCAUCCAAAUAUUCGUCGGGAGCUUCCGAGUGAUUUGUCAGCUGAAGCACUUCGCAAAGAAGCCGCUUUGGUAUUAUCACAAGCUCAAAAAGAACGAGCAAAUCGCCCGACAAACGGCCCAACGCACCAACGACUUUCACGAACAUCGUCAGAUCCUAAAAGACGAAAAGAAGAUCAAGUAAAAAAUCGAUUUGGUUCCUUGCCAUCUCGCAGCAACAACAAAGCCUUGGGACGCAGUUCAAGCGACGCAUCAAGCAAAAAGUCAAAACGCCCAUCAAUCUUCAACUUUUUCCAAUUAAAAAAGAACGAAUACAACUUCGAGGACGAAGAAAAAACCGAAAAUAACAACAACAACCCCGUUCCCGCGAAAAAAGUCACUCGAAGCAAAAGCGAUGUCGGCUCCGGAGGCGUAACUCGUGAAAAUUUCCGCAAAUCCCCACGUCGCAAAAGCGAUUUAACCGAAGAAGUUGACAAGAAAAACCCCCAACUCAGUCCCAUCAUCGAAGACACAAACCGCGACGAUUAUUUCGAGGAAGAGCAAAAGCAGGAAAAGCCAAAAACGUUCUUCGGCGACGUUUCUCGCGCCAAAAGUGCGAGUCCAUCAAAGAAAUUAAUCGAAACCGAGAAAAAAACGUUCGAAGAAGACUUUGCUGAUGCUGUAAAAGCUUUCGAUCCUCCGGCAAAAAAGUUAAAAAGUCCCGAAAAAGAAGAAACAAAGAUGCACAGCUCGCAAUUACCUCCGGAGAAGCCAAUUUUAACGAAAGGCAUGAAAGUCCCGAGCAUGGUGAAGCGUUUAUCGAUGGAAAAACUCUCCCCGCCCCCCACGGGGGUCAAAGCUUUUAGUUAUCUCUCGCCUCGAGCAUCGCCCGGCGACGAAGAUCGCAAAAUUGUUUACGCCGAAGUCGUUCACAACACAAAAAAUGACGAAAAACGCGAUUUUAAGCCAAAACCCGAGCCCGAAAAACUCACCAUUGACGAACCGGAUUUUUCGUAUAAUGCAAAAAAUUAUUACGACGACGACGAUUUCGACUUGGUUCCGAACAAACAAACUCCCGCAGAGCGAUUUGCAGCGAAAUACAAGACAGCGAUAAGUUACAGCAACGAAAAUUUAUUGAAUGUCGAAGAGGAUGAUUUUGAUCGCAUCAAGCCGAGCAUUCGAGAUUUGCCGCCCGAAAAGCCCCCAAUUAACCCGUGGGAGCUCGGAAGACGCGGACAAGCUGAUGGCAAGGAAUAUUACCCAGAAUUCAAUGAACUCAGUAAUCGACGCGAAGAACUUUAUUCGCGGAUAAAAUCUCGAAUUAACUCGGUGCCGAGAGAAACUGUCGUUACGACACGAACAACGAUCACGACGACAAAUGGCGUUCCUCCGGUUCGAAGAAAUCUCUCGAGGGAACUUUUGGAUACCGUUGGGCGAGAAACGGAAGCUGAUGAUAUGCGGAAAAAAUAUUCGAGUGCGGCGGAACACGGAAAAAGCCUUUUAAGCAACGGACAUAAAUCAUCGAGAACGGAGACGAGGACAGAAACGCGACGCUUUCAAAACACCUACGAUGACAGCAAUGACGAUUCGAGUGCCGUGCAUCGAUAUACGGUGACAAGAACCCCGCUGAGAGAGCCGUCGCCGAAGAGAGAAGUGCUUGGAGCGAAUACGAGAGACACGAGUCGAGGUUUUAGCAAGGAACGGGUGACGGAGAAAAAGUCAGAAGAAAGAUUCGGGACGAAUUCUUUGGGAAGGAAAAAGAAACAUCAAACUACUUUUGGCAUGAAUGGAUUGAACGAUCCAAAACACCUCAUGACAACAUGCGAAAAAUUCCUGAAACGCGAACGACGUCAUACCGACGAAUCAUCUCGCUCCCAAUAUUUGCAUCGAGAACGCAGUAUUGAUGAUGGUUCAAGAUUCGAUCCACGCAUUGACAAAUAUGAAGUCUCAACAAUCGACAGAAAACAUCGAAAUCACACAAUUGACGAAAAAUCAGACAAGAGAUUUGGCAGCUUGGGACGAAUGAAACAACUUCUCAUGGGCACAAAUAGUCGCAAUACGAAACCGAAGAAAAAUAACGAAAAUAUUGUCCCGAAUUCGCAGGAAUUGCUCGUUUCGGAUGAGGAAAUGCGUUCACGUUAUCGCGAAUAUCGAGGUCCAAGUACGGCUUAUGAAAGGGAAAAUGUUAUCGAGGUGCAAGAAAUCGCAAAUAGACGACGCCUAUCGACACCACGCUCGAGCCCAAUUGUGCAUCGAGAGGCAAUUAGGAAUGGAAAUGACGAGCAAAGUAAACAAACGAAGACAAGUUGGUUCAAAUCUUUGGAUCGGCUGUCACGGAAAUCGAAGGGAGCGUCAAAAGAAAAUCUUUUGAAUGGAAAAAAAGAUCGUUCUGUGAGUCCCUUGUUUAAACGAUCAAAAUCGCCUGGCAAGCAAAAGUUACGCUUUUUCGGAGAUUCUGACAUGGAACAAAGUUUCUCAAAGGGAAAAACGACAACCAAAGUUCGCAAAUCCACGCCAUUCACUCUGACAAAGUCAAACAAAGUCUAUUCAAAAAGCGCUUUCAACUUAAACGCCACGGAAACGCCAAAGGACAAAAAACGCGACGAAUACAAUCGCAGCGCAUCGCUAUAUGACCUCGACAAAACCAACCAAGAUCGAAAAAUGCGUCAUCGCGAACGACAUUCCCGCAGUCGGGAGUUGCAAAACAUCUCCGAAGACAUUUCAACGUCAGAAAAUGAGCAUCACACGUUAAAAAAUCACCGAAAAUACGGUUCAGACUUGAAAUUGAAGAAAACUUCGCGAGGUCAUUCGUCGUCGUCGGAACGAAAUGUCCCCUUAAAAGCGGAUUAUUCGACGCAACGCACUCGACAACAUCAUUCCGUUGACAGUUACGACGACGAAUCGCGUUAUUUGACACGAACGCGCGAUCGGAGUCACGAAAGACAAUCGAUGUCGCCGUUGCGGUACAAUUACGAACAAGAAAUGGGACCAAAGGGCUCGGGAGAUUACAGAAAACCUCCGAUGGGACCUCCAAAACCGGCAAGAAGCUUCGUGCGACAGAAGGAAAUGGACCGGAUACACGACAGUUCGGGCACGGAAGGCGACUUGAGUCAACAUAGUGUCGUUUAUUUGCACGCAACGACAGUUGGCGAUAUUCCUCCGCAAUCGUACAUUCCGCCAUCACGAUCGGCAUCAAAAAGUGCGUCACGGUCCCGAGAUGAUCUUUCGUACGCCACAGAACGAACUGAUGGCAAGCAUAUCGAGCCAAUGACGAAAACUGUGUCACGUUCUGUGUCGAUGUUGGCUCCAUGGCGCCCCAAACACAAAAGUGAAGGAUAUGAAAUUGAUUAUUCAAAGCGACAAACUCGAAAAUACGUCGUGCCCGCAACAUCAACUACCCUCCCGAAGCAACAUCGCAACAAAACAACGACCCAUAACGGGCGAACGAACGGCUAUGACAAAAAAUAUCCGACAAUUGAUCGAAAAUACAGAGCACAAGAUGAGUUUACUGAUACAACUUACCGAAGUGGUUACGACAUUGAUCCGCAUCGUCGUUAUCGCGACUCUCCCGUCGGCGGUUACAAUCAUCAUUCCAAAGUGAUGAUUUAAUCUUCUUCUAAACUUAACUAUCGAGCGAGAGAGAGACAAAAAUUAACAAGAAAAAAAAAACAAUCAAAGACUAACAUUAGAAAUAA